GGGUGUUCCCCUCGCCGGUGUCCGGGCUGCGGAUCGCCUCUCGGACGACUCGGGCCGAUUUGCGCUGAGGACGAGACCCUUGUGAUGAAGUAUCACAAUAAAGGGAGUCGUAUUCUUCUUCCUGGUGGAGGGACUGGCCUUCAAUGAAAAAACAACAUGCAACACCUGUGAAGCACAGCGAGCUGAGACAACAAGGGAGGUGUCGGAGCGUGCCGUGUAGAUCAACAACCGCAAAUUCUCAGCAUGGAGAAUUCAGAGAAGACAGAAGUGGUUCUCCUUGCCUGCGGUUCCUUUAACCCUAUCACCAACAUGCACCUCAGGCUGUUCGAGCUGGCCAAAGACUACAUGAACGGGACAGGAAAAUACAGAGUUAUCAGAGGCAUCAUUUCUCCCGUUGGCGAUGCGUAUAAGAAGAAAGGACUCAUCCCUGCCCAUCACCGGGUUGUCAUGGCCGAGCUCGCCACCCAGAACUCCAGCUGGGUGGGCGUGGACAGCUGGGAGAGUCUGCAGAAGGAGUGGACCGAGACUGCGAAGGUGCUCAGACACCAUCAAGAGAAGCUGGAGGCCGGGGGCUGUGAUCGCCAGCAGGACUCACCUGUGCUGGAAAGGCCGGGGCGGAAGAGGAAGUGGGCGGAACAAAGAUCAGAAGUUAGUCAGAAAAAAUCCCCAGAGCCAAGAACAAAAGGUGUGCCGAAGGUAAAGCUGCUGUGUGGGGCGGAUAUUUUGGAGUCCUUUGGCGUCCCCAACCUGUGGAAGAGUGAGGACAUCGCCAAGAUCGUGGGGGACUACGGGAUCAUAUGCAUUACCCGGGUGGGGAACGACGCGGAGAAGUUCAUCUAUGAGUCCGACGUGCUGUGGAAGCACCGGCCCAACAUCCACCUGGUCAACGAGUGGAUCACCAAUGACAUCUCAUCCACCAAGAUCCGGCGGGCCCUCCGACGGGGCCAGAGCGUCCGCUACUUGGUCCCGGACCUUGUCUGGGAAUACAUUGAAAAGCACAACUUGUACAGCUCCGAGAGUGAGGAGAGGAAUGUCGGGGUGGUCCUGGCCCCCUUGCAGAGGAACACUGCAGACACUAACUCAAACACCACAGCGUGAAGUUCUGGACUCCCUUUUGGGGGGUUGGGAACAAUUAUGGGUGUUAGCAGCUGGGGAAAGGAUGUGUGAGCCUGUUUCGUGAACUAAAGCUUAAAAGUGGGGUAAAAAUCAGUAGUGAAUGAAAGUCAGGUUUAUAUUUUUUCUCUUUAUCAGAAGUGGCUAAGUUGAAUGUUUUCAGUAUGAUGGCCUUUUUUUCUUCUCUCUCUAGAACAUACAAAUCCUUCUACCCUUAAAACAACAGAUCAGCAGCACUAAAACCCGAAGACUGUUUCAUCAAGCUAACUAUAAAUAAGAAAUCACAAAGGACAUCCUGGCUUUGCCACGUGAGAGGAGCAGAGUAGGAAAAGCCAGAGUCCACUUGAAGAACAUUUCAGCAUGCCUCUUUCUGGGCAGCUGUCGCCCAGCGUGGCCAGAGCAAUAGUUCUUAAAAUGGCCAUCUUGCAGGGGGCACGGCUGAUCGGACCCCUCCAGAUGUGCAGAGACACGCUGUGAACGUGCCCGGCAGGAACUUCAGGCACAAGCCAACGGCACCCUUUGGAGUGGCUGGCUCAGCAUCACCAAGACACAUGCCUGCCCGGGGCUCUGCCGUCGGAAACACAGAGUGGGGUCCCAGUGCCGGAAUGCUCACAAAGGUGCGCAGGCAUCUCCGAUGCCCCCCGAGGGGAGAGCCUCUGCCUCAGGUUCUUUACACGGGCCCACAGCGCAGCCCUGGGCUGGCUCAUGUUCCAGCCCCCGGCCCCCACCGGCUGGCCACCGUCGUUCUGUCUUCAGGAGCCGCUUCAGAGAUGAUGUCCCACCACCUGGAACAGAGAGGACCCCAGAGAAUGAGGUCCAUUCACAAGAAUUGUGUUCAGUGCCAGGGCUCUAAGCCUUUAUCAGUCGCUUAACCAAAAGACAAACGGAGACCCUGAAAAUGGAACACGCCUCGCUGGGCCAGCCCAGCAGGCUCAGCUCCAGGUUCUGGGCGCUGAGGACUGGUGUGUAGAAGCUCUCGGCUCAGGCCAAAGCUUGGGUCUCUGAAGAGCCCCGCUGUGUCUGUUCCAACCCACUGUGAAUCCUCCUUUUGUGAAUUUAAGCAGAAAAGAGGUCUUUAAAAAACACACACACACACAAAACUUUAUUUUUUAGAGAGGGGAAGGGUGGGGAAAAGAGAGGGAGAGAAACAUGAAUGUGUGGUUGCCUUUCAUGCACCCCCUACUGAAGACCUGGCCUGCAGCCCAGGUAUGUGCCCUGACUGGGAAUCGAACCAGGGACCCUUUGCUUCACAGUCCCGUGCACAAUCUACUGAGCCACACCAGUCAGGACAAAAAGGGGUCUUUUUUCAAACACUUGUUCACUUUGUGUCCUUUUGUAUGGUCACUAACCAGAGUAGAACUCCCAAAUAAUAAGGUCAUAGCUUUAUAUUAAAAAUGCAAGCUUGUUAUAGGGUGGGAUACUGAUUAAAAUUUUGUGGAAGUUUUACCAAUUGGUAAAGCAAAAAGACCAGAAAUGACUUUUUACAGGAUAGUUUUAUGAAAAUUGUCCUGGGAUAGAAACAGGACUAAAGUUAAAAUUUUAAUGAAAAUAGAAUAAUUUACCUUUUGCAAUUUGUAUUUCAUACCUACAUCACUCUAGGUAAAGGAGGUACAGCUGCUGAGAAAAAAUACUUAAAAUUGUGCCAUUGUAUAAUGAGAUCUGAACCCACAGUUUACAAAAGGAAAUUGAAUUGUUAAAUAAAACGAUCAAAUGUA
Messenger RNA from Artibeus jamaicensis (Jamaican fruit-eating bat), 2828 nucleotides. It is a transcript of the gene NMNAT1, whose product is annotated as nicotinamide nucleotide adenylyltransferase 1. Gene Ontology annotation, biological process: NAD+ biosynthetic process. The record is from RefSeq and is a predicted model, not a curated record. Bases 244 to 1098 code for a protein of 284 amino acids. Lineage: Eukaryota; Metazoa; Chordata; Mammalia; Chiroptera; Phyllostomidae. Gene Ontology annotation, molecular function: nicotinamide-nucleotide adenylyltransferase activity; nicotinate-nucleotide adenylyltransferase activity. The transcript is spliced from 6 exons.